GAAGCAAGCACACUGGAGACUUCCGCCACCGCACUGAGCCUUUCAUUUUCGAAUGGGCCGCGGAGCAGACCUCACAAAGGAGGAAUAUUGGUGGGUCAUCGGACUACGCGACGGUGGGGUGUCGUUACGAGAGAAUUCAAGGACAACAGAAUGCUCACGACCAGCAGCCCGGCGCGCAAUUAAGGCAGAGCGAAGGUCGCUGAUCGACGACUGUGGCGAGCCGCGGACGGCAGAAAGACGACCCGUGCUGUUGGAUCGAGACGUGCGGCAGCUUGUCCGUGCAGCUGCAACGGGCGACUACUUCGCGGCUGAGCUCAAGACCAAGUUCAGCGUGAAGGCCUCGAUGCGCACCGUCCAGCGACUGCUGAAGAACGUAGACCACCUCGUCAGCACCAAGAUGGACAGGAUCCCCCUCCCCCCAACGAAUCCACAGCUGUGUGCGCUCGAUUGCUACUUCUCCUCAGUGUGGCCCGGCUCUACAUUCGAGCGCUGGCAAGUGUAUCAUAUUCCACGUGGAUUCGCCACUACCAAUAAUCAAGCCAAGCAAUUUAACCGCGCCAUCAAGCGGGAAUACACCCUCAGGGCACGCGUGGAAAUGGGUACACUCAUCGAUCAGCUUCACUUGUGCGUGCGGACGGAAGAGGUCCGAAGCAAGCCGUUUGCUACUACUUAUUCGGCAUUGUCUGAACACGCUUCGCCGUGCUGGGGAGAUGGGGAACUCUGGUAUCAUUCGGGAGGUACCCCCCCCCCCCUCCCAUGAAACACUCCAUCAGCUUCUUAACUGGCGCGAUUACUGCACCAGCCUCUGCGGAUAUCGUCUACAUAGUGUCAGAUCCGCUGAAGCGCGUAUACGAUCCGCAGGACAGGCUGACAAGAAGGCACUUCCGGUAACUGCAUGUAUUCGCGCACAGAACGUAAGGGUGGAGACUGCUGGUAUACCUGGUACUGACUGGAAGGUCGAUGUUGAAAACAAGAAAUGGCUGCCGCAUAUUCCUCAAGACUGUACGCUGCAUCCACCUUGUCUACGUCCUGCCGCCCGGGGCAGGUUCGUCCUCUUUGGUCGUGCACGACUUGUAUACAGCGGCAGGGAUAAAGAACGUCGCCUCUUGAGCGGGCGGUAAGGUCCGAAAGACCUGUUAGCAAUUUAAGAGCACUCCUAUCAGACUCGAGAAACAAAGAAGUAGUGCAAUCAUUCAUCCACUCUUAUCGCUA
Phytophthora nicotianae INRA-310 is the source of this 1212-nucleotide messenger RNA. RefSeq lists its product as hypothetical. The transcript has a single exon. The record is from RefSeq and is a predicted model, not a curated record. The coding region runs from base 53 to 760 and encodes 235 amino acids. NCBI's taxonomy places the organism in Eukaryota, Oomycota, Peronosporomycetes, Peronosporales, Peronosporaceae.